This is a messenger RNA of Erpetoichthys calabaricus (reedfish), 1841 nucleotides long. It is a transcript of the gene mad2l2, whose product is annotated as mitotic arrest deficient 2 like 2. Bases 199 to 834 code for a protein of 211 amino acids. Lineage: Eukaryota; Metazoa; Chordata; Cladistia; Polypteriformes; Polypteridae. The record is from RefSeq and is a predicted model, not a curated record. The transcript has 9 exons. Gene Ontology annotation, cellular component: zeta DNA polymerase complex.
AAAUCGUCAUCAAUAAGAGCAGCAAGUGCUGUUUUUCAUGUUUUACUGUUAUCGUUUGUAGGUUUGACGGAUUAUGGCAGUUUGUCCGGUCCUUUUGAUGUGUUCAUUAACCAAAACGUUCAGAGAAAACAACACACUUGUGGAUGGUAACUAACAUAAUUUGGAGAAUUGGAUUAGCAAGAGAAGUUUGUAAGCAGCAUGACUACUCUCACAAGACAGGAUCUAAACUUUGGACAAGUUGUUGCAGAUAUUCUAUGCGAGUUUCUGGAAGUGGCUAUACACCUUAUUCUUUAUGUCCGUGAAGUCUAUCCAACUGGAAUCUUUCAAAAAAGAAAGAAAUACAAUGUGCCUGUACAAAUGUCUUGUCACCCAGAACUAAACCAAUAUAUACAAGAUACUCUGCAUUGUAUCAAACCUCUAAUUGAAAAGAAUGAUGCAGAAAAAGUUGUUGUCGUAAUUAUGGACAAAGAACACCACCCUGUGGAAAGAUUUGUAUUUGAAAUUUCCCAGCCACCUCUGCUUUCUGUAAGUUCAGAUGCAUUAUUAUCCCACGUAGAGCAGCUGCUGCGGGCAUUUAUUCUGAAAAUUAGUGUUUGUGAUGCCAUUUUGGACAACAAUCCUCCUGGUUGUACAUUCACCAUGCUUGUCCAUACACGAGAAGCUGCCACUCGAAACAUGGAGAAAAUUCAAGUCAUUAAGGAUUUUCCUUGGAUUGUGGCAGAUGAACAAGAAGUGCAAAUGAGAGAGCCCAGGCUUAUUCCUUUGAAAACCAUGACCUCUGACAUAGUUAAAAUGCAGUUGUAUGUAGAAGAAAGAGCUCAGAAGAUGCCUUAGGCUUCAGCUGUAUAAUUCAUGAAUGACUUGCACUCAUAGGCUGAUGGUUGGGAUCUUUAUUGUCCUGUCUGUUUGAGAUGUUUAACCUGAAGUUGAGAACAAAUGAGUACAAACAGUCUGACAAGGAUCUUUCAUUGACCUUAACCUACCAGUUUGUAAGCUGAUAUAAGAUGGGGAGAGAGAGGGAAACAAUAAGAAUGCAUUACUGUAGCCUUGUUUCCUCUAUGAACAAUGAAUUGACUUUUUAUGCUCUUUUAUAUUAAAUAUUUGGACAGGAAAAACACGAAAGAUUCAAAGCAACAUUCGUCUAUUUCUACUGAGUUAUAAUUUGGACAUCUCUUUUAGUGUGGUUUCAUGCUCUGACUAAUUCAUGACUUGAAUAUUGCGCUUUUUGCAUUUUGCAACUAGGUUUGUGCCAUGCUUUUUUCAGUGCACAGUAAUAAACGUUAACAUAUUAAGUCUUGAUAUGUUUAAGGGAACAAUAUGCAGAAUGCACUGGAGACCACCAAUGCAUUUCUAGGCACUACAUUAAAAGCUUUUAUGCACCAUUUUGCCAUGAAGUGGCUUCUAACAAGAAAGUAAUGAAGGGAUGGCUAUUGGUAGUUUUAUACCAUGAGCAUUAUGUAUUUGUGUGAUAGACUGGCUACAGUUUAUUUAAAGGAGUUGAAAUUAAUGGGUUGAUUUAAGUAUUUUUAAAUCCAUACUAUAUUAUCAAAAUAGAAAUUUAGAAGGUUGCUGCAGCCAUGCUUUGCACUUGGUUCUAGACUCUCUUAAUGUGAUCCAUAUUAAGCAAGAGGGUACAUUUGUGUGGCACACAUGCUAUGUAAAUGCUAAGGAAACGUGGAGAAAUCCCUGUGAUUUUAUUGUUUUAUACUGACACAUUGAGUGUGUGGGUGUUUUAACUGCUGACAGAUGACAUUGUGGGUUUUGAAUAUCAUAAUGUGAUUCUUUAAAUACUUAAUAGUAACGCAAUACAAUGGUAAUAAAACUACCUGUACAACUCUGUG